Lactuca virosa is the source of this 1023-nucleotide messenger RNA. The record is from the annotation of a GenBank genome assembly. Lineage: Eukaryota; Viridiplantae; Streptophyta; Magnoliopsida; Asterales; Asteraceae.
AUGGAAGCUUUAUUGUCUCGUCAUGCUUAUCCAGUCUUCCUUGGACAGCUGGAUCCCUCUCAUCCCUCACGUGUCGUCUCUCUAACCCUACCCAUCCGCAGCCACCCCGGCACCGCCAUUCUCCCCCACCACUCUCUCGCGGCGAUUUCAUCCGUACCAGUACGACUGCCGUUCUCCACCUCGCAUCUCCGUUUAAAGCGGCGGAAGAACAGAAGAUAUUAUAAAGAUAUAAAGAGUCGACGUCACCAAAUUUUUUGGCAGCAUUUUGAUAUUUCAUCCCGUGGUUUCAUGGGGGCUGAGGAACAAAGCUCACCUGCCAAGCAUUCAAAUCCUACUUCAACUCAGGAAACAACUCCAUCUCCAUAUCCAGAUUGGUCACAGGCAUGUUAUAGCUCUGGCUUUGCUCCACCUUUCUUUGCCUCGUCCCCAGCUCCUCCGUAUAUGUGGGGUGGCCAGCAUCCUAUGAUGCCACCAUAUGGGACGGCGGUUCCAUACCCUACUAUGUACGCUCCACCAGGAAUCUAUCGUCAUCCUAGUAUGCCUAUGACCCCUAGCCAACCGAAUCCAGAAUUGGAAGUGAAGGCCACUAAUGGGAAGGACAGGGCUCCAAACAAAAAGUCCAAGGGCAAUUCAGGAAAUUCCAAUGCUGGUGGUGGUAGGGCAGCAUCAAGUUCAGGGAACGAUGGUGCCACCCAAAGCGCUGAAAGUGGAAAUGACGUUUCAUCAGAUGGAACCGAUGAGGAUUACCGACAGGAAUAUUCCGGAAGCAAGAAGGGAAGCUUCCAUCAAAUGCUUGCAGAUGCAAAUGCCCGGAAUAACAAUUCCGGUCCCACACCAGUCCCCGGGAAUCCUGUAGCUUCUAUGCCUCCAACCGAUCUCAACAUGGGAAUUGACCUAUGGAAUCCAUCCACCGGAACUGGAUCCAUGAACUUACAAAAAAACCAUUCCGGUGUCCAACAAACACCGGCCCCACCACCAAUGAUGCCUGAUCAUUGGGUUCAGGUAUACCUGAAGCCUGUCUAG